Molecule: messenger RNA, 3824 nt
Organism: Malaclemys terrapin pileata
Lineage: Eukaryota; Metazoa; Chordata; Testudines; Emydidae
Product: proteinase-activated receptor 4-like
Exons: 2
Coding region: 109-1248 (379 amino acids)
Biological process (GO): phospholipase C-activating G protein-coupled receptor signaling pathway; positive regulation of Rho protein signal transduction; thrombin-activated receptor signaling pathway
Cellular component (GO): membrane
Molecular function (GO): thrombin-activated receptor activity
Source: RefSeq, a predicted model, not a curated record
AGAGGCUGUCCCCUCAUCCAGCACUCUACAAAGCCUGGCAAGGCACCAUGCAUGUGCUGCACUCGCUGCUCCGGUUCAGAGAAAGCCAAGCCUGCCUGAGCUGCAAACAUGAUGUCCCUGCAUUCUGGGCCAUGCUCUGCAGCUCUCUGCACUUCACUCCUGCUCACCUGCAUCUGGCUGGGCUGGGCUGAGCAAUGCCCGACAGCACCCAGUCAAAUCAAAGGCCGAGCCAUGAUCCGCCUCCCAGCCAGCGAGGAGGCCGGCAGGAAUACCACGUUCUCCGGCUCCUGGCUGAAGUCUUACCUCUGCAGCCCAGUGACCACACUGCUCAUCCCCACACUCUACUCCACGGUGCUGCUGGUCGGACUGCCAGCCAAUGCCCUGGCUUUCUGGGUGUUGGCCACCAAGACCAAGAAAUGCGCCUCCACCCUCUUCCUGCUCAACCUGGCCGGUGCCGACCUGAUCUUCACCUUCCUGCUGCCCUUCAAGAUCUCUUACCAUCUGCUGGGCAACGACUGGCUCCUUGGGGAUUACGCAUGCCGUGCCCUGGUCACCCUGUUCUAUGGGAACAUGUACGGCUCCAUCCUCUUCCUCACUUGCAUCAGCCUGGACCGCUACAUCUCACUGGUGCACCCCUUCCUGUGGAGGGGCUCCCGGCAUGUCUGGCAGGCGGCGGGAGUCUGUGUGGGUGUCUGGCUGGCCGUGGGGCUGGGUUUGAGCCCGCUGCUGCGCUACCGCCAUUCCCAGCACGUCCCAGAGCUGAACAUCACCACCUGCCAUGACAUCCUGGAGCCGGACACGGAGCGCGAGCUGGCCUACUACUUUCCUGCGCUGGUGGUGUUGGGCUUCGCUGCACCCUUCGUGCUCAUCACCAUCUCCUACGGCUCGGUGCUGCGGCGGCUGCUCCACAAGGGGCGGCACUAUGGCCAUGUGGUACGCCUCCUGGCCCUGGUGCUGCUCGUCUUCACCCUGUGCUUCACGCCCAGCAAUGUGCUGCUCUUCUUCCACUACCUGCAGCCCCAGCCCGAGUGGCACAACCUCACCUACAGUUGGUAUGUGCUGGCCCUGGCCGUCAGCGCCUUCAACAACUGCCUCGAUCCCUUCAUCUACUUCUACGUCUCCCGGGACUUCCGGGCCCGGCUCCGGGCCAGGCCCUGUUGCCGGAUGGGGCAUAACAAGUCCUCCUCAGGCAGGGCCUCCGAGAAGCAGGUGCUGCCCCAGAGGUCCAGCGAGCACAGCCAGCCCUAGGCCAGGGGAGCCUUCAGGCAGUGGGAGGGGACUAGGAAACUGCUUUGUGUUUCCCCCACCACUGCCCAUGGGGCAACCAAGCAUUUGGAAAUGGCUUGCUCUCCAGCUCUGCCCCCAGCGCUUCCUCUGUGGCGCAGGGCCCACACCUCACCCUGCCCCAGCUCCGGGCGAGCUGCACAGAGGGCACCUCCAGCCAUGCCAUGGGUGCCAUCUCAGGAGAGGGAGACAGGGACCAGGAGCAGCACUGACACUGCCUCCCUCUGGGUCCUUGGCUGAGUUCCUUCCCCUUUAAGUGGUGCUGCCAUACCCCAUGGGGCUCGGUACCUAAUGCACAUCAGUCCCUCAGUAUCCUCAGGCUCUGCAUGGUCCAGUGAUCUGGACUCACCAGCUGCACCAGGGUCCCUGUGGCCUCUGGGGGCACACACUGCAAACCGGCAGCGUCCUGGACAUCCAGACAUGGCCAGGGUCAGGGGUGCACAUGGAGACAUGGGCCCUGGUUACUGAAUCUGGAACUCAGCUCCCACACUGGCUGCUGCCCCCUGUCACGUGUCAAUGUGCUCCCAUGUUGUUGUAUUAACAGUGUGGAGCUGUGCUGAGACGUGGCCAGGGGAACGUGGCCAGUUUGGCAGAGGGACUGCUGGCCCCUGUUCAGUCUGUUUGGAAUCAAGGGGGUAAAAUAUUCACUGGUGCAAUGCUCAGUAGUAGGGUCGUGUUUGUGCUGUCAUUAGGUUUCAGAAUCCACCCUCAUUCAGAUGAGGGGGCAGUUCCUCCCACUGGGAGCUGCUGUUUCAGGCUGGCUGCAGACUCAGGCAGGCUCCCUGCAUUGGCAACCCAGGCUCCCUUGCAAACAGGAGGCUGAGAUCCUGGAACAGGUGUCUGCAGCAUGGGCCCCGCUCCCAGCCGUGUCCAUUAAACUAAAGGCAAAGUGAUUUUACCCUCACCGUUUUCUGUGUCCUUGUGUGUCUUGUGUACAGCCCCCAGCUGGCACAUGUCCUCCCCCAAGUGAGCUAGGAUAGUGGGUGGGGGAGCUGCUCCCUGGGAGCCCAUCCCUCCCUCACCGCAGGGUGCUCUCAGCUCAGCCCCAGUGUGACCCUGAGAAUCCCCCAGGGCCGACCCACACCCACACCUUGACCUCAACUCCAUGCCAGUAACUCGGUGACCCACUGCAGCCCUGAACACCCCCAGUGCUGGAGCACAAACCUUGCUGUGACCCUCCUCUCAGCUCUGGCCCUGGGCUCCUGAUGGGACCCUCAACCCCCCAGGUGUGCCCAGGGUUCCAGAUGGGAGUGCAUCCACUGAGGCUCCUGCCAUGACCGCCAUCUCCCUGCUGCGGCCCUGAGGCCCCCGCUCUGCCCCUUUCCAACAUCAGCAUCAGCCCUCAGCCCUUUCCCUUCCCCAGGGCUCCCCGCAGGGCAAGUGCUAUCCCAUGAUGCAGCUCCCUGCUCCCCCUGCGACCUCCAGCAGGCGACCAGGGCUAUGAGGAGACCGAGCUCCCACUGUGGGAGACAGGCCUGGAAGUUGGCCAGUCAUUCAGAGUCCAUGGCGACAAGUGUGACCUUCCCCGAAGGCCAAAACAGCACAGGUGUCUUGGGUCUUGCCUGUUUCAGCCCAGCCCUUCUGGGGCUGGGGCUGCUCCCGGACCUGGCCUGUGCUCAGGGAUGCAGGAACAGCCUACAGGCCCAACUCCAGCAGCACUCUGGGCACCCCGUGGUGUUAGGCUCCUGCAUCCAUGUGCUGCAGCUGCAUCACUGCUGCCAGAACAGGAGCUGCAGGCAGCUUCUCCUUCCUGCUCAGCCUGGGCCGGGCUUAACCCCUCAGGGCUCUGGCAGAAGGUGUCACUGAGGGUAGAGGCUUGGGAGGCACCUAGGGAACCCCCACCACACACUGCAGCCCCUGUACACCAGAGCAGCUCCUUCCUCUGCACCAUUGCCCCAGGAGGGGAGCUUGCCCAGCAGGCAAGGGCCUGCACUUGCCCUGCCUCCUGUCCUUCCAACUGCGUUGUGUCGCCCAGUGCGUCACAGCUGGCUUCACCCUUGGGGCCGAGUCAGGCUCCUAACCACACCGACAGACACGCUGCUGAUCGACCACAGCUCAGGCCUUGGCAGCAGGGUCACUGGGGAACACAAUGCCCGGGCAGCCCACAGCCCUCACCUCCCCCAGCGCGGUCUGGGGUAGCGCUGGUGCCAGGUGUGACGGAAUAGGGAGUAAGGAGUAUUAACCUGGUAAUGUUGCAUGGGAGUUUUACUAGUUUACUGUCUGCAUUAAUACUAGAUGGUGAUGGGAAAUAAGGGUGUGACUUCACUGAGCGAUGAUACUUGAUGGCCAGCACGUAAACGAUGGUGGCUGCCCUUCGUACUCUGGGGUUGGGGCCAGGUGACACCUUCUGCCUGGGAAACGGGACAAAGGCUGGAGGAGGAGCUGGGGUGUGUGGCUGGGUGAGACUGCUGGAGGGAGUUUCAGUUGGGAGCUGGCUGGGGAGAGGGAGGCCCAGAAUCUGGGUCUGGGCUCUCCACCCCCCAAGAUGGACCUGACUGAGGGGUCCCGUUUUCUGUACCUACAAGCUCUGUUUUAAACUG